AUGGCUCCCAAAGAUUACCCGCCCAUCCACCAGGUCGCGCAAGACUCCACGGAGCCGCGUGCCAAGGGCAAAGUCGUGAUCAUCACCGGCGCAAACUCCCUUCUCGGCAUUGGCCGGGCUUCGGCGCAUCAGUUCGCCCAGAACGGCGCCCUUGCCGUCUACCUCUGCGACUUCGCCGACGACCAUCUUGCUGCCCACAAGCAGGACCUCGACCGCCGCUUCCCAUCCGUUGAUAUCCACGUCCGCAAGUUUGACGCAGCCGACGAGGCCGCCGUCCGCGACGUCAUCUCCGACGCCCUGCAGCGCUACGGCCGCCUCGACGUCUUUUUUGCGAAUGCCGGCAUCCUGGGCCCCCAGACCGUGUUCAGCAACGUCGACGCCGACGGCUUCAUGCAGACCUUGCGUGUCAACACCCUGGGCCCGUUCCUAGCGGCCAAGUACGCCGCCCCGGCCAUGCAAAAGACGUCCGCCGCCAAGCCUGUGGCCGGCGGCAGCAUUGUCAUGACAGCGUCCGUGGCUGGCAUGCGGUCAAACGCCGGGUCGACGCCGUACUCGGCCUCGAAGGCGGCCGUCAUCUCGCUGGCCCAGACGCUGGCGUUCCAGCUGGUCGGCACGGGCGUGCGCGUGAACGCCGUUUGCCCCGGGCUGAUCGAGACGGGCAUGACGUCGGUUGUGUUUGAGGCAGCGAGGGCGCGCGGCACACAGGGCAAGAUUGGCCAGCUCAACCCGCUGCGGCGCGGGGGCCACGCCGACGAGAUUGCGCGUGCGGUGCUGUUCCUGGGCAGCGACGAUGCGAGCUACGUCAACGGCCAGGCAUGGGCGGUCGACGGCGGCCUGAGCGCGGGCCACCCCUUUGUGCCAGGUAAGCUGGCGUAG
Sporothrix schenckii 1099-18 is the source of this 876-nucleotide messenger RNA. RefSeq lists its product as uncharacterized. The record is from RefSeq and is a predicted model, not a curated record. The transcript has 2 exons. Gene Ontology annotation, molecular function: oxidoreductase activity. NCBI's taxonomy places the organism in Eukaryota, Fungi, Ascomycota, Sordariomycetes, Ophiostomatales, Ophiostomataceae. The coding region runs from base 1 to 876 and encodes 291 amino acids.